Adineta ricciae is the source of this 825-nucleotide messenger RNA. The record is from the annotation of a GenBank genome assembly. Lineage: Eukaryota; Metazoa; Rotifera; Eurotatoria; Adinetida; Adinetidae.
AUGCCAUCAUUUGUUGGAUCUAGAUCGAAGAACAAGUACAACAUGGCAACAGCACGACCGGCAGCUGAUCCAGCAGCUCUAAAAGCCAAAGUUGUUGAACUCGAACGACAAGUUGCUGACUAUAAAACAAAACUCGAUGAAUUACGUCGCGCUAAAGCUACAACUGUUGUCAAAUUAGAAAAAGAAUAUGUUAAUACCAGUGUACCUGGGUUGAAUCGUCCGGAAAGAACAAAGCCAUGUGAAAAAUGCGAAGAAUAUGAAAAACUUCUCGAAAACGAAAGAAAAUCGAGUACACAACUAAAGAAAUUACUCGAACAAAAGGAUAAACAACCAUCAAGCAAUUCUGGUCCAUGUUCAAAAUGUAAUGAUCUGAAAAAAUUACUGGAUAUUGAAAAAUAUAAUAAUGAACAAUUGGCCGAACAAUUAAAACUUGAAAAGAAACAAACGGAAGAAGAACGAACUGCUAAAGAGGUACUUGAUCGAGCGUUGGACAUAACACAAAAUGAUUUAACCGAAACCAAGAAUCUUUGCGAAGCAUUACGUGUGGAAAACGAAGAUUACAGGAAAGUAUACGAACGAAUGAAACGAGAUCAUUCAGAAAAAAUGGCUGAUUUAGCUCAACGAGAAGAAGAAGCAAAGAAACAAGUCGCAACAUGGGAACAAAUGUACAAAGAAUGGAUGGCAACAAUGGAACGCCGAGUUAAUAAUUUACAAGUGACCAAUGAAGAACUUCAAACUUGGUUACAUGAUGAUAAUGAAAGAAGUCCUUACCGUCCAGUCGGUAGUGGUGGUAAUAAUAAUCAUCCUGCAAAUCAACGACGAUAA